Neogale vison (American mink) is the source of this 249-nucleotide messenger RNA. Its product is annotated as 40S ribosomal protein S21-like. NCBI's taxonomy places the organism in Eukaryota, Metazoa, Chordata, Mammalia, Carnivora, Mustelidae. Gene Ontology annotation, biological process: endonucleolytic cleavage to generate mature 3'-end of SSU-rRNA from (SSU-rRNA, 5.8S rRNA, LSU-rRNA); endonucleolytic cleavage in ITS1 to separate SSU-rRNA from 5.8S rRNA and LSU-rRNA from tricistronic rRNA transcript (SSU-rRNA, 5.8S rRNA, LSU-rRNA); translation. The record is from RefSeq and is a predicted model, not a curated record. The transcript has a single exon. Gene Ontology annotation, cellular component: cytosolic small ribosomal subunit; ribosome. The coding region runs from base 1 to 249 and encodes 82 amino acids. Gene Ontology annotation, molecular function: structural constituent of ribosome.
AUGCAGAAGAAUGCUGGCAAAUUCAUGGACCUCCACAUACCGCAAAAAUACUCCGCCAGCAACCACAUUAUCAUUGCCAAGGACCACGUGUCCAUCCAGAUGAACAUGGAUGAGGCUGACAAGGGGACAGGCAGGUUCAACAGCCAAUUUAAAACGUGUAUCUGUGGGGCCAUUAGCAGGAUGGGUGAGUCAGAGGACUCCAUUCUUCAACUGGCCAAGGCCGAUGGAAUGGUUUCGAAGAACUUCUGA